This is a messenger RNA of Microthlaspi erraticum, 2286 nucleotides long. Lineage: Eukaryota; Viridiplantae; Streptophyta; Magnoliopsida; Brassicales; Brassicaceae. The record is from the annotation of a GenBank genome assembly.
AUGCGAGACACAACAUAUCUCGAGCGACUUGGCCUGGCUCUGAGAACCGCCUUGGCUUGUCUCAUCGUGAGCUUGACCACUUUGUAUGGUCCCAAACCACUAAAACACUUCACAACCUUUCCAGCCUUUUCUUACCUGACCACAAUCUUAAUCUGGCUAUCCGAUGCUGAACCAACAUACGGCGAAGUCCUCAAGUGUUGUGUUGAUGUCUCUUACGCCACUCUUCAGACAGCAGCCAUCGUGCUAGUGAGUGUCUUGGUGGUCGGACCAGCAUCACUAGGGAAUGGCUUGGUGGCUCCAGUCGCUGUGGCGAUAGCUUCAUUCAUAGUGGCUUUCCCCGUUUCCACGAGUCUUCUGACUAAACGGAUUGCCUUUGGGCAGAUUGUGGUUGUCUACGUGACUUUUGUCGUGUUCAACGGAGAGAUGGCUCAUGUGAUCAUGCUCCCGGCUCAUGUGGCGGCUAGUACAGCGCUUGGUGCCAUUGCUUCUCUCCUCGCCGUGCUUCUCCCGUUUCCAAGGCUGGCUCAUACUCAGAUGGCUAAAGGUUGCAAAUUGUAUGCUGAAAAUGCUGUUGAGAGGUUGAACUUGUUCGUCGAGGUCAUCAUGGCUCGAGACAACACCACAGCUCAGGUUUUGAUCGCAAAGGCCGCUUCCUUGUCUUCAGCAGCAAGAAACACACUCAAGAGCAUCCAACUCCACCAUGAUCGUAUGGUAUGGGAGAGACCAGAUACAAAGUUCUUGAAAAGGAAGCAGAAGCAUCCUGAGGACACAGAGUUUCUGAUGAGAGGGAUGGAGAUGGCGUUGGGAUCUUGCACUUCUUUUCCUCUAGACAUGAGCCGCGACGAACUCACACGUCUUUUAGAAGCUCCAAGAACACAGAUCGCUGCCGAGUCAGCAUCUACUCACAAGCCUGAGGACAGGCUGAGUUGGCAACCUGAGGCUGGUUCUCUGUCUUCCGCAGCUUUACCGGUUUACUUCUUCCGCUACUGCGUUGAACUCUUCAGGGGUGAUUUCUUAUCUGUGAGUAACACAGAGGAAGACACUCCAUCAGGAAACAAAGGGUUGUCCUUUCCCAAAAGGGUUUUGGAUAUUCUCUGUGUCUGGAUGGCUAGAGAAAGGUUUGUUUUUGCAUUCAAGUGCUCGAUCUCUCUAGGCCUUGCGGUGCUGUUUGGUAUCAUUUAUAACAAGAAAAACGGGUACUGGUCGGGUCUAACGGUAGCGAUUAGUCUUGUGUCCGGUAGGCAAGCGACAUUAACGGUAGCGAAUUCUCGUCUACAAGGGACUGCGAUGGGGUCAGUCUACGGUCUGUUAUGUUGCGCUGUUUUCCAAAACUUACAAGAGUUCAGGUUCUUGCCUCUGCUCCCUUGGAUAGCCGUCACCGUCUUCAUGAGGCACAGCAGAGUCUAUGGCCAACCUGGAGGAGUUACAGCUGCAAUUGCAGCACUGUUGAUACUUGGAAGGAGAAACUACGGAGCUCCGACUGAUUUCGCCAUCGCUCGGAUCGUUGAAGCUUCUAUUGGGUUGCUCUGUUUCGUCUUUGGGGAACUUCUGAUCAACCCUGCGAGAGCAACAACUCUUGCAAGAACCGAACUUUCACGCUGUCUCGAUGCGGUCGUAGAUUGUGUCGGAUCAAUUGUUCUAUGUUGUGAGCAGAAGAGCCAGCAGGAAAUGUCAGAGCUAAGAAGCAAGCAGGCGAAACUCAAGUCUCACGUUGACGCAUUGGAGAGGUUUACAGCAGAAGCCUUGACAGAGCCUAAUAUUCCAUUCCUCCGACCACUCAACGCGGUCGGUUACAACAAGCUUUUGGGAUCUUUCUCGAAGAUAUCUGAUCUUUGUCUCUAUGUCUCUGAAGAACUCAAAAACAUAUCUGGAGCGGAGACAACAGUUGGGUUUCCCUGGGACAGUAUCACUCAUGACCUGAAAGCCUUCCAAGAAAAGCUUCGCUCUUCGGUGAAAUGCUUUGAAGAGAACGCAUCAACCAAGUCUCUAGCGAGAAUCCAAAAAGAGUUAAAGAAGAGAAAGAUAUGCCAUGAUGUUGAAGCAGGAACAACAACAAACGACAGCAACUUAAUCAUGGAGUUGGGUCCAAGCCAAAAUGAUGCAGAGAGGUUUUCGGUUUCUUUUGUAAUGCUACUAAAGGAAGCAACAGACAAGAUAAGUGGUAGCACAGCUGAAGAGGCGUUCAAGAGUGAAACUGAUCUAUCUUUGAGCAGCCUAGGGUUUUGUAUUAGCAGAUUGAUGCAAGAAACAGUAUGUAUUAUGGCAGAAAUAACCCAUACAAGUUGA